AUGAUGUCCAGCACAAAUAUCCUAACCAGUCUUUUCCUGCUACCGUCUCUUGCUCAGAUCGCCUUCGCAGCAGUCACCAAGAGAGCUACAGCUUGCAACAACUCUCCGGACUUGUGCAGUAAGACAUACAACAAUGUGACUUACCUUGGUGCUCACAACUCGCCCUUCCUACGCGAUACAUCCACCGGCAACUCGGCGAGUGGAAACCAGUUUUACAACUCCACUGUUCAGCUCAGUGCUGGUGUCAGACUGCUGACUGGCCAAGUCCACAACAACAAUGGCUCAUUGCACAUGUGCCAUUCCAGCUGUGCCCUUCUCGAUGCCGGACUGUUGAGCGACUGGCUCUCCGAGAUCAAGACGUGGAUGGAUGGAAACCCGAACGAGGUGGUGACUGUCCUACUCGUCAACUCAGACGACUCAUCUGCCUCGGACCUGGCAAGCGCGUACACCACUGCCGGAAUAACAUCUUACGCCUACACUCCCACAUCGACCAACGCUACAGGCGAUUGGCCUACCCUACAAACUCUCAUCACCGACGGAAAACGUCUGAUCAACUUUGUCGCUAGUCUCGAUGACAAUUCUGCUGCGCCUUAUCUCAUGGAUGAGUUCACGUACAUCUUUGAGAACAACUACGACAACACAUCUCCAUCCAACUUUUCCUGUGCAGCCAAUCGUCCCUCCACUGUUACCACAAGCUCUGCACUGCAACAAAACAUGAUGCCACUCAUGAACCACUUCCUUUACGAAACUACAAGCCUUUUUGGAACCACCAUCGAGUCUCCCGACCUUGGAAACAUCAGCACCACAAACUCGGCAUCGGGUGGCACCGGUGCUUUGGGGACUUCUGCAACAGAGUGUACCAAUACUUAUGGGCAAGCUCCAACAUAUCUUCUGGUGGACUUUUUCAAUGUUGGCCCAGCCAUCGAGACAGCGGACAGGUUGAACGGUGUCACCAGUCCCGUCGGCAGGACAAACGUGAGCACUGCCGCUUCGGCCCCAGCCAGUUCUGGCUCUACUCGCAGCGGAGUCUCGAAUUUCUCCUUGAUCACAGCAUUGAUUGUCGCCUUCGUUUUGAUUGCCUAG
Messenger RNA from Aureobasidium vineae, 1083 nucleotides. The record is from the annotation of a GenBank genome assembly. NCBI's taxonomy places the organism in Eukaryota, Fungi, Ascomycota, Dothideomycetes, Dothideales, Saccotheciaceae.